AUCAAAUUGUGGCGGGUCACGUGAGGCCCUGGAGAAGGGGUUGAGCAGCAGCUCGGCAGUAGCCACCGAGAGUCGAUUGAGCCGGGACGCGAAGGGCUGGUGGUGGUUGCGGCUGGGCUAGGCUGGGCGCCGACCCGGUGGAGGGAGGGGACCGAAUCAAGGGGAGGCCCAGAAGUGAGACAGCGGCUGCCUCCGGAUUGGACUCCAAUUUCUCCUCCUCUUUCCCCCCCUUUUUUGUCCUUGAGGACUCCACAUUUUGUGAUUUAUCUGAAUCGAUUGAUUGAUCGAUCGAUCGAUCGGUUGGCUAUUGAUCGGUUAAAGGGGCGCUGCCGUUCGGUAGACGCGAAGCCGGGAUCGGAUUGAGCCGCUGUUCCUUUAAGCCAAGCCGGGGGGGGGGAAGAAGGGGAAAUCCUGCGAUGCGCCCUUGAUCUUUAGUCAUCCUUCCGCCCUUGAGUUCCUUCAUACCCUCUUAUUCCCCCCCUUUUCACACCAACCCUAAUGCGCUUUCACCACCCUUGGGAGAAGAGGAGGCGAGGAAGAGGCGGCGGCGGCGGCAGCAGCAGCAGCAUCGCUACCUAUUCCCAUAGGCAGAUCCCCUUCACCUUGAUUGCCACCCCGUCGAUCUACGCAAAAGACUUCAUUUAAUUUUUAUUGUGCCAUCCGCUCUCUUUCUUUCCCCACUCCCCGGCUCGGUCUCGCAUAAUAUUGCAAACCUUGGGGGAGGGGGUUAUAGGGUUUUUAAUUCGUUUUUAUGUGCGCAGUGGAGGGGGGGAUCUCUCCUAACAAGACAGAGCUCUUAGCUUCCUCCACUCCUGCGUCUUGGAUGGGAAAGGUUUUUUUAAAAAAAUCUAUAUAGUUUUUGUGUGUGUGUGUGCCGGAUCUUAAUAAUCGAUAAAUGAACCUAUUUUUCCAGUUUACGUGAUCCGGAACUGGUAUAUUAUUCUCUGCCUUCGUUCAGUGCGGUAGCGCGGCGUUAAGAUACCUCUCCUCUACACCCCCCCUUUUAAUUUUCGUAGUGUCUUUCUCUUGGGUUGAAAUCGUGGGUUUAUUCUGUUUCUCUUGCCUGUGGGAAAGGUGAAAGAGAUCGUCUGAUCCGCUGGUCUAUUAGUUUAUUCUUGUUAUUUGUGACUGAGGGAGCUUGAGAGAGAGAGGUGCGGAAGACAGAGGUGUGUGUAUGUGUGUGAUAGUUUUUAAAAUAGAUUCUUUUAAAAAAAGAUGGGGGGGACCCAAGAUGGCUGGAGGUGGUUGUGAGGAGCAUGUAGGGUUUUUUUGAUCUGAUGAUAAAAGCUAAAAGGCACAGCAGCUGCGGCUGUAUAAACUCAGUUUAAAGCCCUCCCCUUCCCUCCCUCUUUUCUCUCCCCCCCCACAGCAGGCGCACACUUUACAGGGUGGUGCCAUCCACCAGUCUCUAACCCCCCUUCUAACAGAAUUGUUUCUACUUUCUUAAAAAAAAAAAUUAAAAAAAUCAGCUCAAAAUGGCUGAGGACUGACUGUCCUCUUGGAAUUGUACGUUUCAGCAGUUCCCUUUAAGCUUGUGCGUGUCUCUCCUCUCCCCCCCCUCUCCCCUCUCCCCCUUCCUUUUUGCAGGCUGGUUCCAAAAGGAGAAAUAGCUUUCAUGUCAGAAGGAAAACAGAGAAGCAAAGGGGAAGAGGCAGGGGCUAGGCUCUUCAUUAGCAGUUGAGAAAUUCCUAUUCAGUUUGAUCAAGGCAUACUUGUUUUCCUUCUAGCGAGAGCAACCCAUCAUUCUCCAAAAGACCAAGGAUUUUGAAGUGGGGAGUAUGUUUCAGUUUCAGUCUUGCUAAAAUAAAAACAGAGGCAGAUUUGAGAAGACAAAACCCCAUGGGGUAUUGUGAGCAGGUUGUUUCUCUUGGUUGAAUUUGUCUUCGGUGGUUUCCACCCUCCUGUGUUGUCCUCUCCCCCCCUUCUCUUCAUUCCUAUUUCUGAAAGGAGCAAAGGAUGGGAGGGUCCCUUUGGCUCUGGGCUGGAAUUUCAUCUGAAUGACUGACCCGUCUUCCUACUGAGAUUGCACUGUCCCGAAGCCAAUGAAGAUUUUUUUUUUCACCGUUCAGAUGCAUUAGAAGUUAGAUUGUCUUUUUUUACUUUUGUGUUUAAUCUUGUAUUUGGAUUGAAUCGCUCUCAACUUGUUGUGACUUAAAGACUUGAAUUCUGAACUCUUUGAUGGGAAGAAAACGAAUUUGAAAAAGGAGUCUCUUGAGUUUGGUCAGGAGGGAUAAAAGCUCUUUCAAAAUAUCAAACAUUGGGCAAAAAGUGAUAAUUUGGCUGUAUUUAAUGUAGAAGUUUUAUAUGGCAUUUGGACUCCUUCCUUCUGGAUCUUGUAUGGAUUUGUUUCAGUUCUCGCAACUUAGUGGCCUUUCUAUUGCAAAAGUGGAAACUCAUCAUCACCUGCGUUAGACCAAAAACUGACAUUUUAAAGAGAGAUUCUUAAAAAUAAAAAAUCUGUUGGUGUGGAGACAUGGCUGAAAACUGGAAGAACUGUUUUGAAGAAGAACUUAUAUGCCCUAUUUGCUUGCAUGUCUUUGUGGAACCUGUGCAGCUUCCUUGUAAGCACAAUUUCUGUAGAGGGUGCAUAGGAGAGGCAUGGGCCAAAGAGACAGGGCUGGUGCGUUGUCCUGAAUGUAACCAGGCCUACAACCAGAAGCCCAACCUUGAGAAGAACUUAAAGCUGACCAACAUUGUGGAGAAAUUCAACUCUCUCAAUCUGGAAAAGACUCCCUCAGUAUUACACUGUGUAUUCUGCCGCCGUGGGCCACCUUUGCCUGCACAGAAGAUCUGUCUGAGGUGUGAAGCUCCAUGCUGCCAGUCCCAUGUUCAGACGCACCUGCAGCAGCCCUCCACAGCACGUGGGCACCUCCUGGUGGAGGCGGAUGACGUCAGGGCCUGGAGUUGCCCCCAGCACAAUGCCUACCGAUUGUACCACUGCGAGGCUGAGCAGGUUGCUGUCUGCCAAUUCUGUUGCUAUUACAGUGGGGCACACCAAGGACAUUCAGUGUGUGAUGUGGAGAUCCGGCGCAAUGAGAUUAGGAAGAUGCUGGUGAAGCAGCAAGACCGCCUAGAAGAACGUGAACAAGACAUUGAGGAGCAGCUCUACAAGCUGGAGUCCGACAAGCGGCUGGUUGAAGAGAAAGUGAACCAGCUAAAGGAUGAGGUGCGCCUACAGUAUGAGAAGAUGCACCAGAUCCUUGAAGAGGACCUCCGCAAGACUAUGGAGAUCCUAGACAAGGCCCAGGCAAAGUUCUGCAAUGAGAAUGCUGCCCAAGUGCUGCACCUCAGUGAGCGGAUGCAGGAGGCCAAGAAGCUGCUCAGCUCCGUUCAGGUCAUGUAUGACAAGACCGAGGACAUCAGCUUCAUGAAGAAUACCAAGUCAGUGAAAAUCUUGAUGGAUAGGACCCAGAACUGCACAGGAGGCAGCCUGCCCCCUCCCAAGAUUGGCCACCUCAAUUCCAAGCUCUUCCUGAACGAAAUUUCUAAGAAGGAAAAACAGUUGCGGAAGCUGCUGGAAGGUCCCUUCAGCACCCCGGUGCCAUUCCUGCAGAGCAUCCCUAUGUACCCUUGCAGCGUUAGUAACUCAGGAGCUGAGAAACGCAAGCACUCCACAGCUUUCCCAGAAGCCAGCUUCUUGGAGUCAUCCUCGGGACCUGUUGCCAGCCAGUAUGUGAGCCAGGGGGCUUCGGCUGGGGAAGGCCAGUCUGCACAACCCAUGGUGCCUUGUAGCUCCACCCAGCACAUAGUAGGACUCCCUAGUGGCCCUCAACCAGUUCAUUCUGGCUCUAUGUUCAACCCUUCUCACUACCCCAACAGCACAUCAUCUCAGCAAUCUGUGCUGUCUCAGUAUGGUGGGCGCAAAAUCCUUGUCUGCUCAGUGGACAACUGUUACUGUUCCUCGGUAUCCAAUCACAGUGGGCAUCAACCAUACCCUCGGUCAGGCCACUUUCCAUGGACAGUGUCUUCGCAGGAAUAUUCCCACCCACUCCCACCUGCUCCAUCUGUACCUCAGUCGCUCCCGGGAUUGGCAGUGAGAGAAUGGAUUGAUGCAUCUCAGCAACAUGGACGCCAGGAUUUCUAUAGAGUUUAUGGUCAGCCUUCCACCAAACACUAUGUCACCAGUUAACCAUCUGGUUUGGAUGGAAUCUUAAUUGAUUUUUGGAAGUUUUUUUAAAAAUCUAGCUUUUGUUGUUGUCAUUUUUAAAUCAAACCCAUUUCCAUUAUUCCCUACCACUUGCCAGAGUCUGAGAGAAGGGCAUUGCUGUCAUCUCUGUUUUUAAUUUAAUUUUUAAAAAAUCUUCCUUUGUAUCAGGAUGGGCGGGGGGAAGUUGUGGUGGAAAAAAAUUAACAAGGAUAUCAAUCAAGUAUCUACUUCUGGAUCAUGUGACGUUGCUACUUUCCAGUUUGGAAAACUUUUAAAGGGACAGAUGAUCCUUUUCUAUUUCAAAGUCUCUGGGCUCUUUUGGUUUUGCUUUUAAAAUUAUUUUUCCCCUCCCAUUUUUUUAAGAGGAGAAAAUUUCUAUCAUUGAUUUAUUAAGAAAUGACACUUGUAGACUUUUUUUAAGGCUGAUUUUUUUUGUGUUAAAAGACCACGUAUCGUGCAUAUUGGCAUUUUUCUUUCUUUCAGAGAUUUGUAAAUACACAAUGGCAGGAAAUGAAAUGCACAAAAAAAGGGAGAAGAAACUUAAAAAAAAAUUAAAAAAUCUGUUUUAGUUUCCAGGAGGGAAAUGUGUGUCAAGAUGCAUACAUUCCUUCCUGUGUUUGGUUGAUGCAACUUCCUCUAACAAGCACUUUGUAUUAAAAAAAAGUGGACUUCCUGUUAUAAGGUGCAGGUAUUUAUUCUGUAACCAAUUUUAGAACACACACAAAAAUAUUCAAAUAAAUGUGAUCACUUAG
This is a messenger RNA of Rhineura floridana, 4899 nucleotides long. It is a transcript of the gene TRIM8, whose product is annotated as tripartite motif containing 8. The record is from RefSeq and is a predicted model, not a curated record. The transcript has 7 exons. Lineage: Eukaryota; Metazoa; Chordata; Lepidosauria; Squamata; Rhineuridae. The coding region runs from base 2474 to 4129 and encodes 551 amino acids.